GGCUACUGAGCUAAGCUUUUUGGGUAUUGUCAUCGAUACACAGCGGAUGGAGUGUAGGCUACCAGUAGACAAAGUGUCAGAGUUAAGAACAGGGGUGGCGGCGGCAUUGAGAGCAAAGAAGAUUCGUCUGCGGGACCUGCAGUCUUUGUUGGGCAAAUUGAACUUUGCAUGCAGAAUCCUACCAAUGGGCCGCAUUUUUAGUAGGAGGUUGGCUUCGGCGACAGGAGGGGUGGUGUCUCCUCACCAUUUUAUUAGACUAGGCAGUGAGUUGAAAGGGGAUUUGAAAGUUUGGGAUUCCUUUUUAAAACAGUUUAAUGGCAGAGCAUUAGUUAUGGGGGGGGUGGUUGAUGCGUUUGAUUUCGAAUUGUUUACGGAUGCUGCGGGUGGAGCGGGUUUUGGGGCGUACUGUGAAGGGCAGUGGUGUGCGGGUCGGUGGCCUGAGUCCUGGGUACGAAAAGGGUGGGUAAAAAACGUGGCAUUGUUGGAACUCUUCCCCAUUGUGUUGGCAGUCACGCUCUGGGGGGAGAAGUUUCGGCACAAGAAGGUUCGUUUCCAUUGUGACAACUUGGGAGUUGUGCAAGCCAUCAACAGUGUAACGGCCUCUUCCCCCCCAGUUAUUUGCCUGUUGCAGCAGUUGGUUCUCCGGUGCUUGUCCCUUAAUGCUUGGGUGUUUGCAGUGCAUGUGCCUGGUUCCUCUAACUGUAUAGCUGACGCACUUUCUCGUUUUCAGUGGGAGCGGUUUCGCCAGCUGGCCCCGGAGGCGAGUCAGGUCGGAUUGGUGUGUCCAGAGUCGUUGUGGGAGAUCCUGGAGGUGGUGCCCCGUUAUUAGUUUGGAUCCUGGGCCAUUCGUUCGUGUUCUGGGGGGCAUUACGAGCGGAUGUUCGGCAGAAUGGGCGGCAGCUGGGGUUUGAUCGGGGGACAGCCAUAGUAAGAUGGAUCGGACGCAGAGGUAUGGCGUGGGGUAGUGUUUUGCAGGAGGUUCAUCGGCAAGCCAGGUUAGAUAGAGUCCCGGAUAUCUUGGUGUUGCAUGUUGGGGGAAAUGACCUAGGGGUCCGACCUUGCAGAGAGUUGAUCAGGGAUAUUCGUUUUGAUUUUUUGCGUUUGUGGUCCCUCUUCCCGUCAGUUGUCACUGUGUGGUCGGACAUUGUCCCCAGGAAGGUCUGGAGGGAGGCGAGAUCGGUUGAAAGGCUGAAUAAGGCUAGGAUUAAGCUGAACAGGGUGAUUGGGCGGUUCUGUGCCAAACAUGGGGCGGUGGUGGUGAGGCACCCCGAGUUGGAAGCAGGAACAGGAGGUUUUUGGAGACAGGAUGGAGUCCACCUCAAUGCGGUGGGCAUUGAUUUGUGGUCACUGGACUUACAGGGAGGUAUCGAAACAGCCAUCCGGGUGUGGCGGAAACUCGCGAGCUUAAGGGCUGUCAAGCUGCACGUUGUUGGCGGGGGGAGGUCAUAGAAGCUGGGGCUACUGGAUGGUAACGGUGAAUGAGAGGGCCUCAAUGGUGGGGCUGGACUCUCAGAGUUGGGGCACCUGGUUGGCUUGGUAUGGCGUCCGUCAGUUGGUGUCCCCUAGCUUGUGGUACGCGGCUGGGGGCAAGAUGGAAUUGCCGUGGUGGUUUGUGGUCGUUUAAGGUGCAGUUAGGCGGCUUCUAGGACCUCCCUCGUCAGUUAGACAUGUAUAUAUUUAUAUAUAUAUGUCAUUGUUAUAUCAAGUGUUAUGUUUAUUCAUGUUAUUUAUAUUAUUUAAUAAAAGACGGCUGCUGUGGCCGAUUUAAUCCAAGCAGUGGCUGUGUGUGGUUAUUGGGAGAGGAAAAGGGGAAGGUUAGUUAGCUAAAUGAUGGGGUAGUGGACCCGAGCGUAGCCAAUAACCCUACUCAAGUGAGGCCGGACGAAGCGGCACGCUUCAGGGGAGG
Molecule: messenger RNA, 1906 nt
Organism: Bufo gargarizans (Asiatic toad)
Lineage: Eukaryota; Metazoa; Chordata; Amphibia; Anura; Bufonidae
Exons: 2
Coding region: 47-829 (260 amino acids)
Source: RefSeq, a predicted model, not a curated record